Messenger RNA from Stegastes partitus (bicolor damselfish), 6833 nucleotides. RefSeq names its product lysine methyltransferase 5B (gene kmt5b). Bases 349 to 2952 code for a protein of 867 amino acids. The transcript has 10 exons. Gene Ontology annotation, cellular component: nucleus. Lineage: Eukaryota; Metazoa; Chordata; Actinopteri; Pomacentridae. The record is from RefSeq and is a predicted model, not a curated record. Gene Ontology annotation, molecular function: histone H4K20 methyltransferase activity; protein binding.
UUUCUUCGUUCCUCUCGGAACCCGGAGGUGCUGCCCCUGGUUCGGCCCCGGUGGACCGGAUCGGUGGCGUAUUUGGAGGAUCUACUUUGUGUCGGACGGCGGUGCUGCGCCUUUCUCUCUCUCUCCCCGGUGCUAGGCCGCCAUCUUGAAUUUUAAUGUUAAUUUCUAAAAAAAUGUGUUUGCUGUGAUAUUUUCGUUUUCAGGGAGUCAGAUCUGGAUCCAUGAGAAGAACCGCGGUUCUGUGUGACUGAAUAAGCCGGUUUCAAACUCUGGAUCCCCGUCUUCCCCACUCGAGAGCGUUUCUUCAUCUCGGAGACUAAAUGCAACUGGACCAGGGGGCUUGUGGGCAUGAAGUGGCUGGGCGAAUCCAAGAACAUGGUAUUAAAUGGCAGACGACACGGAAACAAGUUGACCAGCGAGCAGCCGGUGAGCCAGAACCAGACUCGCUCUCAGCAUCCACAGCGAGCGUCGCUGCGACACAACAAGAGUCACCCCAGAAACCGAAGAUGUAGCCGCAGGUUUAGUGCAGCCAGUCUGGAGGCGGAGCGGCGCUAUGUGCCGUCCUCAGGAAUGACUGCCAAGGAGCUCUGCGAGAACGAUGAUCUGACCACGAGCCUCAUCCUCGAUCCAUAUCUGGGCUUUCAGACUCACAAGAUGAACACCAGAUUUCGACCGAUCAAGGGAAGACAGGAGGAGCUGAAGGAGAUCAUCGAGCGCUUCAAGAAACACGACAACUUGGAGAAAGCGUUCAGGUCGUUGACGACAGGAGACUGGUCCCGAAACCUGUUUCUGCACAAGACGAAGGCUCAGGAGAAGCUCUUCAAGCAGCAUGUGUUUGUUUAUCUGCGGAUGUUCGCCACCGACAGCGGCUUCGAGAUCCUUCCUUGUAACCGCUACUCAUCCGAGCAGAACGGAGCUAAAAUUGUGGCGACGAAGGAAUGGAAAAGGAACGAUAAGAUCGAGUACCUGGUCGGGUGCAUCGCCGAGCUGUCGGAGAGCGAGGAGAACCUGCUGCUGCGACACGGAGAGAACGACUUCAGCGUCAUGUACUCGACCCGCAAGAACUGUGCACAGCUGUGGCUCGGACCUGCUGCAUUCAUCAAUCACGAUUGUCGGCCAAACUGCAAGUUUGUGUCGACGGGACGGGACACGGCCUGUGUGAAGGUUUUGAGGGACAUCGAACCCGGAGAGGAGAUCUCGUGUUACUACGGAGACGGAUUCUUCGGGGAGAACAAUGAGUUUUGUGAAUGCUAUACGUGUGAAAGACGGGGAACUGGUGCUUUCAAAUCCAAAGCUGGGCUGCCAGUGGAAGUGCCGGUGAUCAACAGCAAGUACGGGUUGCGGGAGACGGACAAGCGUCUGAACAGGCUGAAGAAGCUCGGAGAAGGAAACCGGAGCUCCGACAGUCACUCUGUGGGCUCCCACACCGACGUAGACUCUCAGGAAAUGCCAAAAACACAUCAAUCUGCCAGAAAAAGAACAUCAUCAUCUUCAUCCUCAUCUGGCCUGAAGUAUAAAAACAGGACUCAAACCAGACAGACUUUGUCCAGAGCCCUUUCUACCUCAUGUUCCAAACAAGGUCGUGUAAACAAUAACAGGGUACCAAAGAGACUAAAAUCCCAAUCCAAGCCUUCACUAAGUAAAGUCCAGUUGCGGAGUCGCAGGCGGGCGGCGGAGCCCAAGGCGUCGGCCAAAGGAGAGACUUGCCAGCUGGGUCUCAGGGACUCGAAGGUGUCGCUGUGUAAAGGCGUCACCGUCAAGAAGGAGAAGGACGGUGGUCAGGAUCUGGUCCAGCCGGCGCCGGGCCAGCGGGGCUGCAUCACUCGCCACGCCGCCAAGGAGAACGGCAACACGGCAGCUGUGCAGAGCAGCGAGGGCAGCCAGUGCUCGACGUACAGGACUCGCAGGUCCACACGGACGCUUGUAAAAGCCCAGGAAACGGCGGCUGGCGUUAAGCUGGAGCCCAGCGCCAUGGACGGCCUGAGCCCGGUGCCCGGAGGAGUGGUCAUCAAGACGGAGCCGGCCGACAUGGAGGAGUACCUCCACCACGGGGUGGCGCUGGAGCAGCCGGCCUUAGACGCCGGCUACGCCCGGAGAGGCUCCCGCACGAGGCGGAAACGGCCGACGCGGCUCCGGGCCGAGCGGACGAUUAAAUGCGAGGACUCGUACGGUGAGCCGUACAUGCCGGGCGCCGGCAGCCACGCCGCCGGCUUCUCAGACUGUGGGAACGUGCUGCUGAGCUUCGCCGACCGGCACAGGGACUACAACGGCGUCUCCAACGGCAGCAAGUCCCUCCGCAGGGACAAGGGCAAGAGCAGCUGCCGGUCGCAAGACAAGGGCAAGAAGAAGCGCCGCAUCACGAGAUACGACGCUCAGCUGAUCCUGGAGAACAACACGGGGAUCCCCAAACUGACGCUCCGCCGGCGGAGAGACAGCAGCAGCAGCAAGACCAACGACCCCGGGGACGCCAUCGGCUCCUCCAACCUCGCCUCCGCCGCCGUCAACUCGGCCUCCUCCAGCAAGAUCAGCAUCAAGUUCAGCAAAGACCACGACAAGGACAAAGGCAGCUCCUACAUCGCCAAGCUGAACAACGGCUUCGCCCCCGUCGUCCACGGCAACGCCACCAAGCUGAAGAUCCAGCUGAAGCGGGAGGACGAUGCUCGGAGAAUAGCCCACACUAAGGACCAGAUGUCCUACAACGGGGACAUGGGCCAGAGUCUGGAGGCCCGGAAUGGGGGACAUCGGACCCAAAAGGUCCUGGCGGAGCCUUCGUCCGACGAGGACGACGAGGAAGGCGAGGAUGACGACGACUACUUCGACAACGAGUUCGAAGACGAUUUCAUUCCACUUCCUCCGGCGAAGCGUCUGCGACUGAUCGUGGGCAAAGACUCCAUAGACAUCGAUAUCUCCUCCAGGAGGAGAGAGGAUCAGUCUCUGAGGCUCAAUGCAUAAGCUGUGGACCUUCCUGUAAAUAACACGACCCGCUAAUCAACUGUUGUGUUGAUGUAAAAGAAGUACAGUAAUUUAAACACAAGAAAAUUGCUGAAUUAAGACUCUGAAUGAACGUUGCUAGAGGGUGCUGUUAACCUAAAACAAAGCUCUGUUCCUCACUUCAGUCAACAACACGCGUCAUUUUAGUUCUAUUAAUGCGACGUUUACUCACCACCGCCAUGGCAGGACUCUGGUCCGUCUGCAGAGUGAGAACGGAGCCUUUGUUUUACGUUGAACUAUUCCUUUCAGUGAAUGCACUUGUUAUAUUCAUAAUGGACAUGGAUAUUGUAGAAAGUGUACAGUAUGGUGACUAUCCCCUCUGUCUCAUAGGCAGGUUUUUAUUGGUCCUUUGAUUUUUGUCUCAUAGUUUGUAAGUUCUUGUGGCGAGCAGGUCGGUCCGAGUGUUCUAACAUCAGCCGGUCCGGUGCCAUGUUCCCAUCAGCACGGCGCUCCUCCUCCUGUUGUCUCAGCAUUAAUCCGUUGGUCUGCAGAGUUCAAUCAUCGUGUCAAACCUGAGCGAUCAUGAAGUAUUUUUAUAUUCGUCCAGACAUUUUAUCCACCGCGUGGGGCAGAAGAGUCGGGCCGCAGCGAACCAAAGAAAUCCAGACGGACCGAAACAGAACCGAUCAAUUCAUCGCAGCUUUAAUCAGUUAAUCCUAAUCAGCGUAUGAAGCUCAUAUGAGAGACCAGACUGGGAGCAGAGCAGCUACUUCUACAUGAUCUGAACCCGUUAGUUUGACUCCCAGUAAAUACCGACCGGACCGUCUCCAUCGGGUUCCACCAGAAGAACAGGCUCCGGUCCUGUUAGAACUCUGUCAAGUUAAUCGGACUCCCCAGUGUCGCGUUUUAAUGAGAUAUCUGACAAAGAAAAGCCAGAAUCAGAACGUUUCUCGUCGUUUGACACCCAGCGAGGUUCUGGAGCUUCGGUCGGUCUGGACGCUGCAGCCCAAACGGGCGUGGUGCACGUGGAGCGUCGUUCUGAUGUAAAUACGUUGAUUAAGCUGCAUUCUCACCAGAAAUAAAAGCACACGAGGUUUUGUAAUCAGCUCUGGUCUGUGGUGGGAACAUGGCACACGUGGUGGUCGGGUCACCGAGGCCACGCCAGGCUGCACGAGUCAUGUACAGAACGACUGGCUGCUGUCCUCAGAUCAUCAUCUCCACCGUCACCUUUAGUAAUCAGAGUCGUGGAAGUGACGCCGUUGACACUAGAGUCUGAGGAGAGGCUUCCCCGUCUGAACUGUCCUAGCUAGAAUCAUGUACUCUCUCUCUGUGGUGCUACUUUGGUUUCCUCACAUGUGUUCCUCCUGGCGACGGGGGGAUGGUGGCAGCAUUAACUUCACAAUACAGUCGUGUGUGUAGCCGGCUUCACUUGUUUUCUUUACAGGAGCACACAAACAGACGGGUGACGGGUUAAAGGAACGACCGGAACAAACGCUUCAGGUGUCGGAGCUCUGAGGACGAACCUCCUUGAGCAGAUCUAGAAGUGAUGGGUUCUGCAGAGCGUCGGGAGGUCCAGGCCUUCAGCGCCACACAUGCACUUUCUCAUGUCUCCUGUUCUUCAUAUCGGAGGUGUAGCUCCUAAACCGGACCACCCGUUUGCUCCAUCGCGUCCUGCGCUGACACUAGCCGUGUUCCCAUGACAGACUUUUACCUGCAUUUUUAAUUUAUCACAUUAAAAAGUUCAUAAAACAGCAACCUGUUAAAUUUGGCCUUUUAUUUUUUAAAUGCUACCUUUUUGUGAAAGUCUUGAUGCGCUUCCUGUUUCCUGGAAGCGUCCAUCAGCCUCCGUCUCAGUUUCAAACCAGCGGCUGUGAAGGAAUCGUUCGAUGAUUAGUUCAGAGGUGGACGGACACCUUUAGUUUGUUUAAGGUUUUUUAGCGGUUAGCGAACAAACCGAAGUCUUGCUUCCCUCCUCCAGCUGAACCUUGUGUUGUUUCAUGUUUAGCUCACCGUGGACAGACGUCACCUGUUGACGCUCUGAGAGGCUCAGACCGGUUCCUCCUCUGGUUCAGAACAUCCAGAACAACAACCAGAACCAGAAGCUGUUUAUGGAGCAGCGUCUCAACGUUUGCUUCAGGUUGACUGGAGGUUGUGUUUAUGGGACACGGCUAUUCUCAGCCUCCUGUCGGUCCUGCAGGUGGCGCUGAAGCUCACAGAGCAGCUACCCUUGUGUUGGUGUUGCUGAAACACGAGUUAGCUUCUGUGCUGAGCUGCUUUAAACGCCGGCAGCUGAAACUGAACCAGACUUAUUGGACCUAGAACAUGCUGAAUGUUUCCUAAAAUCACUGCAGCGCAGAGCAGAACCGGUUUGAUCAGUGAAACCCAGAAGACAUCAGGUGAAGAGUUUCUGAGCUCCGUGAGCGGUCCAGACUCGUCCUGUACGAGCACGCUUUCCUUUCAAACAUCUAAAUUGUUCCUUCAGUGUCUGUGUGAACCGGCUGAGCAGCUCGUGGCAGGAACUGCUGCAUUUUAGGGAACCAGAACCUUUGUUCUGACCACAGGACCCGACUCUGUGGAGGAACGAGGACCUGAGAAGCUGCAGCAGGCGGUUAUCGUCCAGCAGCUCCUCCUCUCUGACGUCACCACCGACAAAAGUCCAACAGAACCAACGUUUGGGAACUUUUUCACUUCAGCUGUUUAGAAGCUUCAUAGAUCAGAUUCUGUAGCUGGUCCCAGGAGGAGACGCUGGAGAUGUUUUCAUCAGUUCUUCUCUCAUAAUUUCAGCUGUUAGUUCUAAGGUUCUGUCCGGUCGUCUCCACGUUCAGGUUCUGUCUCAUGGUUCUGGCCUCAUGUCGGCUUCUUCCUCAGACUUUAGGGUUUGUGUCUGAUCAUUAUUCAUUUGAUCUUCGUUUUGAUUUCAUAAUUUCGAGUUCUGUUCGGUUAUUCUCUCAGUUCAUGUCGUGAUGAAGCUGCUUGAUCCGACCGGAACCAGAACAGGCUGACGAGGAAGCAGUUUCUCUAGUUUCCUCCUGACUUCCUGUGGGGGUAACCAAUCAGUGAGAAGCUCUCUCAGCAGAACCAGAACUGGAGCAGGAACCUUUUUUCUCCUGAAAGAGGUUCUACGAGGACAGUUCUGGAGGUCCGAACAUGCACAAAGGUUCGGGUCGCCCUAAAGCGGUGAGACCUCGGUCAUCUGAGGAGGUGCUGCUCCUCGGUUCUUUGUGAACAGAACCUGGCCCGGUUCACUGACCUCCUGACUUUAUGUUUCUUGGGGACUGAAGCUCCUGCCGUCUGGGCCCAAACUGCUCCAGAUGUUUCCACCUUGAUGCAGAACAAAUCACAGGACUGGAUCACGUCGGUUCGGGUUCUUCCUCUAGUCCGUCACCCGUCUGGACUUCCAACAGCAUCCGGUGCCUUAAAGAGCGUUCUGACACGUGUCGCCCGACGGCUGAUCAGCGCAGAGUGAAAACGCGACGCCAUCUGCUUCCCGUCAGUCCUUCUGUAUAUUAUUUAGCCGUGUGCAGGUGACGGGCCGGUCCGGUCCGGUCCGAGGGAUCAACUGAAUGUUAACCCGUUUGUUGUGUUACUAGUUCACAUCACCAGCAGCUAACCACCUCCUGCGUCCCGCCCACACCGUAGACUCCUCCAGUGUCCGUCUGUGUGCUCUGUGUCCAGUAGGCCGCCGUCACCAUCUCAAAACACAAAAGAGAAAAAAAAAUCUAAACAAAUGUGAAUAGUUUGCGGACAUUUUAGCGUGUUGCGUGGCUAGUGGGAAACAUGUAAAGAGAAUUAAGAAUGGGCAGUGCGUAUAUUGUCCAAUAUGUAAAUCAUGUGAACACAUCUUGUACUUAUUUAACAGUUUUGAAUACUUGAAAACUAUAUAAAGUUUCUUUGUGACUCUU